UGACAUUUUGGUGAAAUUGACCAAUCACAUCCCGACAUCCUGGCAAUUUCUUUUCCCUUGCGGAUGCGCAGGACACGAUGAGGUUGCUUUUUGUGGUUGGUUUGUUGUGCCUUGUGGGUCUUGGGUACUCCCAAGAUUCAGGAGCUAAACUCCUAGCAUCAAAGAACAUCUUGAAUGAGUGGUUAGUGGAAGGACGUGACCUGACCAUUCGCUACAGCAUCUACAAUGUUGGCAGCAGUGCUGCCAUCAAUGUGGCCCUCGCUGACGAAACUUUCCACGAUUCAGACUUCCGUGUCGUGAGUGGCCAGACCCGUGUUCAGUGGGACCGAAUUGCUCCAGCCAGUAAUGUCACCCACACUAUCAUCCUACAACCAAUGAAACCUGGGUAUUUCAACUUCUCAUCAGCAACAGUAGCCUAUCAACCAUCGGAAGAUGCUGAAGUAGUGAUCGGUUAUACCAGUUUCCCAGGAGAGGAGGGCAUUGUGCCAUUCAAGGAUUUUGACAGAAAAUUUUCACCUCACUAUGUUGACUGGGGGGCUUUUGCUGUCAUGAUUCUGCCCUCUAUUGGUAUCCCGUUUCUUUUGUGGUAUCGCAGCAAAUCAAAGUACGAGAAUGCAGUACUCGCAGCCAAGAACAAGAAACAUUAGCAUCUUAUGCAACUCCAUAAAGGAAUACCCCCCUUCCUGUAAACCUGGAUCACCAAGAGGAAUAGCAGAUACAAAGGCAUUGGGUCAAUGAUUGAAGAAGAAACUUCACAUUAAAGUGUUUGACUUGGGCCAGAUCUUAAAGUUGUGGCUAUGACUUGUCUUAACAUUGGCGCUUACGGUAGCCAGUGGUAACAUCUGUUGCUACUUUCCUUAGAUGUGUUCAUUACUGUUAGCCACAAGCUAGCCUUUGUGCUCAACCUUCAAGAUGGUAUCCACAUUCAAGAGGUAGUCUCAAUCCAAUGCAGCCUUCUCAGACAAUUCAGGAUUUGUUUUAAUAGUCUGGCCAGUGACUAUUAUGUAGGCAGGUUGAGCUUUUGUUAGAUUAGUACUUUUUGAUGAAUAAGAGUUUCAUUUUGGAGAAAAUUAGAUAACUUAGACUUGUUAGCUAUGAGGCAGUAGCUAUUUAAAUUAACCAACCAUUGUUUUAUGGUCUCUUAUUGUCCUUGUUAAUAUUUUACCAAGUUGUGUUUAUGAUUAAUCCCCAGAAUGCCAAAAUUUCUGUUGGUGACCCAGAAUGAAUUAUUUGCCCUGGUUUUCCUGAGAGCAUGGAUCAUGUGCAGGGAUAUAAUUUAAAAAACUGUUUUAAUAAAAUAUUUCUUUGUUCACUUGGAAA
Acanthaster planci (crown-of-thorns starfish) is the source of this 1320-nucleotide messenger RNA. RefSeq names its product translocon-associated protein subunit beta-like. The record is from RefSeq and is a predicted model, not a curated record. Gene Ontology annotation, cellular component: endoplasmic reticulum; membrane. NCBI's taxonomy places the organism in Eukaryota, Metazoa, Echinodermata, Asteroidea, Valvatida, Acanthasteridae.